AUGUUUUACAAACUUACUUUAUUGGCAGCUCUAUUGGCCAUAUCGAAUGCCGCACUGCUGCCCGUUAAACCUGUGGCCAAUGAGGAUACUUACGAUGCACAUCCUCGCUACUCUUUCGGCUACGAUGUGCAGGAUUCCAUCACGGGCGAUGUCAAGUCACAAACGGAAACGCGCGAUGGAGAUACGGUGGAGGGUCAGUAUUCGCUGAACGAUGCGGACGGCUACAGACGAAUCGUGAAGUAUGUGGUUGCUGGCGAUCGGGGCUUUACAGCCACAGUGCAUCGCGAACCACUAGCCAGAGCGCCACAACUGGCAGCACCAAGGCCCGCGGCAGUGGCGGUGCCGAUAAUCGCUCCUAAAAAGCAACUCCAAAAGCUGCCAAUGCUGAAGUCGUAUGUGCAGCCAGCCGCAUACAUUAAAACGUAUAGCUCGCCCGCAUUCAUUCACCAAGCACCUGCCGCGGUGGUUCAUGCCUCACCAGUUCAUUUGGCCUCCGCUGCUCACAUCGUUCAUGCCGCACCUGCCGCCAUCGUUUCCCAUCACUCACCGGCGCUGGUGAAGACUCUUCAUGCGUCACACCCGCAUGCCGUUUCCUAUGUGUUUUAG
Molecule: messenger RNA, 606 nt
Organism: Scaptodrosophila lebanonensis
Lineage: Eukaryota; Metazoa; Arthropoda; Insecta; Diptera; Drosophilidae
Gene: Edg84A
Product: pupal cuticle protein Edg-84A
Exons: 2
Coding region: 1-606 (201 amino acids)
Cellular component (GO): extracellular matrix
Source: RefSeq, a predicted model, not a curated record